AUCUUUUCGGGCUCCGACGCCCUCGGCCUGCACGGGCCGGGGUCAGCCAGAGCGCUCAGGUGGGGCACCCCGGAGCGGUGCUUCUGGACCAUGUGGGGCAGCGAUCGCCUGGCAGGUGCGGAUGGAGGCGGGGCGGCAGUGACUGUGGCCUUUACCAACGCUCGCGACUGCUUCCUCCACCUGCCGCGACGCCUCGUGGCCCAGCUGCACUUGCUGCAGAAUCAAGCUAUAGAAGUAGCCUGGGGUCACCAGCCUGCAUUCUUGAGCUGGGUGGAAGGCAGGCAUUUUAGUGAUCAAGGUGAAAAUGUGGCUGAAAUUAACCGACAAGUUGGUCAGAAACUUGGACUCUCAAAUGGGGGACAGGUAUUUCUCAAGCCGUGUUCCCAUGUGGUAUCUUGUCAACAAGUUGAGGUGGAACCGCUCUCAGCAGAUGAUUGGGAGAUACUGGAGCUGCAUGCUGCUUCCCUUGAACAGCAUCUUCUAGAUCAAAUUCGAAUAGUUUUUCCAAAAGCCAUUUUUCCUGUUUGGGUUGAUCAACAAACUUACAUAUUUAUUCAAAUUGUUGCACUAAUGCCAGCUGCCACUUUUGGAAGGCUGGAAACUGACACCAAACUCCUCAUUCAGCCAAAGAUACGCCAAGCCAAUGAGAAUACAUUUUCAAACACAGAUGAUGCAUGUGGAAAAUUUCAUAGUUAUGGAAGAUACCCAAAAGGAAUGACAAAAGAACUUCAAACCAAGCAACUUCAGUCAAAUACUGUGGGAGUCACUGGAUCUAAUGAAACAGUGUCAGAGGUUCCAGUUGACUCAUCAUCGAUACCAGGCUUAUGGACUAUGAUAGGAAAUAUUUUUUCUUUCGGAUCUAAGAAAGAACAAGAGACAUCCUGGGGUUUAACUGAAAUCAGUACGUUUAAAAAUAUACAGUCAGAGGUUGUUCCUCUAGGCAAUAUUUUCAGAGUAUGCAAAUCUCAACCUCCCAGUGUACGUAAUGCAUCAGCAAUUUCUAUGUUUCACAAACACUGUGCCAUUCAUGUAUUUCCAUGGGACCAGCAAUAUUUUGAUGUGGAGCCCAGCUUUACUGUAACCUAUGGAAAGCUAGUUAAGCUACUUUCUCCAAAGCAACAGCAAAGUAAAACAAAGCAAAAUGUCCUGUCACCUGAAAAAGAGAAGCAGAUGUCAUUGGAUCAAAAAGAUACUAGCUCAGGUCAUAGUCAAGAAUCCGGUAAGGCCUGUGUGCUACAGGUAGUCUGGAAUGGACUUGAAGAAUUGAAGAAUGCCAUAAAAUAUACCAAAAACAUAGAAGUUCUCCAUCUCGGGAAAGUCUGGAUGCCAGAUGACCUGAUGAAGAGACUAAAUAUAGAAAUGCAUGCAGUAGUCAGAAUAACUCCAGUGGAAAUCAUCCCUAAAAUUCCAAGAUCUCUGAAGUUACAACCUAGAGAGAAUUUACCUAAGGACAUAAGUGAAGAAGAUGUAAAAACUGCAUUCUGUUCAUGGCUACAGCUGUCUACUACCACCAUGCUCCCUUUGAUAAUAUCAGAGGAAGAAUCUAUUAAGCUGGGCAUUAAAGAUGGGUUGAAGGAGUUUUCUCUGAGUGUAGUUCAUUCUUGGGAAAAAGAAAAAGAAAAAAAUAUUUUUCUGUUGAAUACCAAUCUGCUGCAGAAGACCACAAUACAAGUCCUUCUAGAUCCUAUGGUAAAAGAAGAAAACAGUGAGGAAAUUGACUUUAUUCUUCCUUUUUUAAAGCUGAACUCUUUGGGAGGAGUGAAUUCCUUAGGCAUAUCCUCCAUGGAGCACAUCACUCAUAGCCUCCUGGGACGCCCUUUGUCUCGGCAGCUGAUGUCCCUUGUGGCAGGACUUAGGAAUGGAGCCCUUUUACUUACAGGAGGAAAGGUGUCUUUAAACGAUAUGAUGAAAGAGUUUAUUUCCAUGGGAAGUUUGGUUGCACUGAUUGCCACAAGUCAGUCUCAACAUUCUCUACAUCCUUUACUUGUUUCUGCUCAAGGAAUUCACAUAUUUCAGUGUGUCCAACAUAUUCAACCUCCUAAUCAGGAGCAAAGAUACGAAAUUCUGCAUAAUGUAAUAAAAAAUAAACUGGACUGUGAUAUAAACAAAUUCACUGAUCUUGACCUGCAGCAUGUAGCUAAAGAAACUGAAGGCUUUGUGGCUAGAGAUUUUACAGUGCUUGUGGAUCGAGCUAUACAUUCUUGUCUCUCUCAUCAGAGUAUAUCCGUCAGGGAAGAAUUAGUUUUAACAACAUUGGAUUUCCAAAAGGCUCUUCAAGGAUUUACUCCUGCAUCUCUGCGAAAUGUCAACCUGCAUAAACCUAGAGACCUGGGCUGGGAUAAGGUUGGUGGGUUACAUGAAGUUCGGCAGAUACUUGUGGAUACUAUCCAGUUACCAGCCAAGUAUCCAGAAUUAUUUGCAAACUUACCCAUACGACAAAGAACAGGAAUAUUAUUGUAUGGUCCUCCUGGAACAGGAAAAACCUUACUAGCUGGGGUAAUUGCUCGAGAGAGUGGAAUGAAUUUUAUUAGUGUCAAGGGGCCAGAGUUACUCAGCAAAUAUAUUGGAGCAAGUGAACAAGCUGUUCGGGAUAUUUUUAUUAGAGCACAGGCAGCAAAACCCUGCAUUCUUUUCUUUGAUGAAUUUGAAUCCAUUGCUCCUCGAAGGGGUCAUGACAAUACAGGAGUUACAGACCGAGUAGUUAACCAGUUGUUGACUCAGUUGGAUGGAGUAGAAGGCUUACAGGGUGUUUAUGUAUUGGCUGCUACUAGUCGCCCUGACUUGAUUGACCCUGCCCUGCUUAGGCCUGGUCGCCUAGAUAAAUGUGUAUACUGUCCUCCUCCUGAUCAGGUGUCACGUCUUGAAAUUUUAAAUGUCCUCAGUGACUCUCUACCUCUGGCAGAUGAUGUUGACCUUCAGCAUGUGGCCGCAGUAACUGACUCCUUUACCGGAGCUGAUCUGAAAGCUCUACUUUAUAAUGCCCAGUUAGAGGCCUUACAUGGAAGGCUACUUUCCUGUGGACUCCAGGAUGGAAGUUCCAGCUCUGAUAGUGACUUAAGUCUGUCUUCAAUGGUCUUUCUUAACCACAGCAGUGGCUCUGAUGAUUCAGCUGGAGAUGGAGAAUGUGGCUUAGAUCAGUCCCUCGUUUCUCUAGAGAUGUCUGAGAUCCUUCCAGAUGAAUCAAAAUUCAAUAUGUACCGGCUUUACUUUGGAAGCUCUUAUGAAUCGGAACUUGGAAACGGCACCUCUUCUGAUUUGAGUUCACAGUGUCUCUCCGCACCAAGUUCCAUGACUCAAGAUUUGCCUGGAGUUCCUGGGAAAGAUCAGUUGUUUUCACAACCUCCAGUGUUAAGGACAGCUUCACAAGAGGGUCACCAAGAACUUACACAGGAACAAAGGGAUCAACUGAGGGCAGAUAUCAGUAUUAUCAAAGGCAGAUACCAGAGCCAAAGUGGAGAGGAUGAAUCCCUUAACCAACCAGGACCAAUCAAAACCAGUCUAGCUAUUAAGCAGUCACAUUUAAUGACUGCUCUCAGUCACACAAGACCAUCCAUCAGUGAAGAUGACUGGAAGAAUUUUGCUGAGCUGUAUGAAAGCUUUCAAAAUCCAAAGAAGAGAAAAAAUCAAAGUGGAACAAUGUUUCGACCUGGACAGAAAGUAACAUUAGCAUAAAAUAUACUUCUGACGUGUUUUUUUGGAUAGCUUGUCCCUACAUUGUCACAGUAAAAAAUGGUGUUUUUAAAUUUCUUUUUGAUUUAACAAAUUUAGUUAAUCUGUGAAAUCACAGAUUGGUAAAUGCUGGGAUUAUGUAAUGAUCAGAAUUACUUGAGAUUAAUACUGUAGAAUAAGUGGGGAUAUUUAUAACAGAUUCUGUAUUUUAUUUCCUAUAAUUCUAUGUUAAAAUGAAAUAAUAUUGGCCA
Molecule: messenger RNA, 3920 nt
Organism: Propithecus coquereli (Coquerel's sifaka)
Lineage: Eukaryota; Metazoa; Chordata; Mammalia; Primates; Indriidae
Gene: PEX1
Product: peroxisomal biogenesis factor 1
Exons: 22
Coding region: 91-3672 (1193 amino acids)
Biological process (GO): protein import into peroxisome matrix
Cellular component (GO): peroxisomal membrane; peroxisome; cytosol
Molecular function (GO): ATP hydrolysis activity; ATP binding
Source: RefSeq, a predicted model, not a curated record